Messenger RNA from Anguilla anguilla (European eel), 3237 nucleotides. Its product is annotated as nectin-4-like. Gene Ontology annotation, biological process: homophilic cell-cell adhesion; heterophilic cell-cell adhesion. The coding region runs from base 709 to 2397 and encodes 562 amino acids. Gene Ontology annotation, cellular component: adherens junction. The transcript has 11 exons. NCBI's taxonomy places the organism in Eukaryota, Metazoa, Chordata, Actinopteri, Anguilliformes, Anguillidae. The record is from RefSeq and is a predicted model, not a curated record.
GGAGGUGAGCGCUCACGUGACACACAGAAAAACAGGUGUAGUGCACGAGGAAAGUGUUGGAGCAUGGGGGCUUAGCUGAGAUGGCAAUGCGUACAGUGCCGAUUUUCACCGAUUGUUAUUGUUUUUAGUGUUUUGUUUUUUAAAAAAUAAUACAGCUUAGGUGUCACGGGACGUGAACGCGGGUCGGUCAUGAAACUGUAGCUUAAUGUGUUUUUAAUGGGAUUUACAUUUUUUUGGUAGAAACUAUUACUUUAAAAACGUUAAAAUACAACAUUGUAUCCGCAUAAUGUGUCAAAAGGCUAUAUUUUAUAGUCGCAUGAAUGCGUUCCGUCGUCGGUUGCAUUAUUGAUGACGCGUGUGCAAACUGGAAUUACAAGUUUUGCGCUCUUGUUUAAUCGUUACUGCCAAGAGAAACGACUGGGCUGGGUUGCGUUUUGCGCAAUAAAGACAAGAAGUAAACCAGAAACUAAUCGAACUAUCGGACAGCUAAAGCACAAGUUCGACUGUCCAGUAACGGACGACCUGUCCUGACUUCGCGCGAUCGGCGGCAUCAAGCUCGCCUGCUGGAUAUAUUAUUCCUCGAAGCGAAGUUGAGAUCGCACUGAACAGGACCGAGCUUGGAAAACCUAUACAGUAGCACCGAGUACACCUGAGCUGCGCUAAGCUGUGACCAGUUGUGCCGGACUGGAGCUUGCGGGCCGGCGAGGCAUGGCGAGUCGUAUAUGGGGAACGGGGCUCUUGCUUCUAACUAUCCGGUGUUUCGUGCUGAGUGUGAGGGGGGAGUUUUUGGAACCCCCUCCCUCCUUCUCCCUGCGCUCCAUCGCUGAGGAGCAGACCCGGCUGCCCUGCCGCUUCCGGGUCCAGGAUGAGCAGGUGGUGCAGGUGACCUGGUUCAGGGAGCGGCCCGACGGAACCAAGGAGCAGCUCAUCACCGCCCAUCAUGUACAGGGCCAGCCAGGGUUUGGGAAGUUUGCUGACCACCUGCAUUUCGAGAGCAGCGACCCCAUGGCGGACUCCACGCUGAUCAUCCGGAGCACGGAGGUGUCGGACGAGGGGAUGUACACGUGCCACAUCUCCACCUUCCCCUCCGGAAACUUCGAGAGACAGCUGUCACUCACCGUCUGGACCACGCCCAUCUCCUCGCUGGAUCCGGUGGAGAUGGUGGAGGGGGAGUCCUUCCGCGUGGCCGCCACCUGCCGCUCGGUGGCCCGCCCCCCGCCCCGCCUCUCCUGGGACACCGAGCUGCCCGGCCAAUCGCAGAACCGCAGCUCCGAGAGCGGGGCCGUCACCGCCCACUUCUCCCUGCACCCCUUGCGCAGCAUGAACGGCCGGUCGCUGGACUGCCUGGUGUGGCACCCCGCCCUGGACAAGCCCCGCAGGAUCGCCAACCGCCUGGUGGUGCUCUAUCCCCCAAACCCCACAGUCAGAGGGAAUGAUGGUACCUGGGUGGUGGGGCUGCAGGGAGCCUCACUCCGGUGUGACAGCGGAGGGAACCCCCAACCACACAGCUUCACCUGGUCCAGGAGGGGCGCGGCCUUGCCUGAAGACGUGAUCGUGGAGGGCGGGACUCUGCGGUUCGGCCGACCCCUCGCCCCGACUGACGGGGGCGUGUACGAGUGCGAGGCCAGGAACAGCGUGGGCGCAGUGAAGGCCGAUACCGAAAUCCUGUUAGAGAGCGGACAACGGCAGGAGGCCUCUGUCAAUAAUCUGUGGCCCCUAUUGGGCGGGGCUGCCGGGGCAUUGGUGAUUGUCCUGGUGAUCUCCAUGGCGAUAUUGACCUGCUACCACAAGCGCAAGAACAGAAAGCUGGAGAAGGAGCUUAAUGAGAAGAUGGAGGAAUUCAGCACUCUGUCCAGACAAGCCUCUAUCAGGAGAUUCGACUCAAUCAACACUGACCCUCGAAUACCGAUUGAUGACAAUAUUCCUCUCCCACCUGAAAGCCAUACAAGGACCAGUAUGUCCUCUCUCUCGGGCCCCUCCGGUAAGAGGGACAGUCACUCCACCCUCUCCAUGGGGAGGGCAGAACGGCCCCCUCUGUACAGCUCCAUGCGCCGCGCCGAGAGGGACGCCUUCACACAGAACGCCUUCACACAGAACGCCCCGAACGCAAUGGACAUUGGGCCCUCUGCCAGCCAGAACCCCUCCCCCUUGCCCAUGGGCCCCGGCUCAGUGUCCGUGAGCCCUGCGCCCCCCCCUCUCAAGAUGGCGUACAGUAGCGCGUGGGGCGGGUCGCCCACCCCGCCCGAGGACGAGGAAGAGGAGGAGGAGGAAGAGCAGACCAGCAGCCUGCAUAUUUCCGAGGCAGUGUCACACUACUUCCACUACAGCAACGGAGUCCUGCACCCCAAACGCCAGCCUCACGCCAUCCUGCUCCACCCGAGGGGCCAGAUCAUAUAGAGCACUACAACCCCCAUCCUCCUCCAGCCAAAACCAGCAGCCAAUCAGCAUCCUCCACCUCAAAACCAGCAGCCAAUCAGUAUCCUCUACCCACAAACCAGCAGCCAAUCAGCAUCCUCUACCCACAAACCAGCAGCCAAUCAGCAUCCUCCAUCCCCAUACCCAACAGCCAAUAAGCAUCCUCCGACCCCAAGCCCAACAGCCAGUAAUCAUCCUCCGCCCGCAAACCCAACAGAAUUGUGGGAAUUGUGUGCAACACACUCCACGUGACUGGCGUUAUCGGCAGAUCUGAACGAGCGAUGGAGCUCUUUGGCACAGGAAGGAGAGGGGGAGAGCUGGCUUCUUUUGAAAACACAACUGUCAGCGACAUUUCACUUAGUGUAGCCUUAAUUUUACCAAAUUUAACAGGACUUUUUUAAAAAGAAGCCCAGAUUCAUGUAUAAUGCGGGCAGUUCACACAGCGAAAUGAGAGUCGGCGAAGUGUCACUUUCACAUUUAAAAGAAAAAGUAAUGAAUACAAAGUAUAGUGUGUUGCUUACAGAAAUAAACAACUAACGUAGGCUCACUGCAUUCUGAACAAAACGUGCAGGCAGACAUUGACGUCCCUCCGAUGGCAGUUUUUCUCCUGAUGACCGGGGUUUAUGACUGUGGUUGUUCAUUGGCUCUCAGAGGCACUGAAACACUUUGAUUGACGUGAACUGGACCAAUAAUCACUGAGACGAGGACAAGGCAACUCCACGACUUCUCCUGCGUUCGGAAUACCUUGCUAUUAACUGACGGUGUUACAGACAUGUCAACCUUCACGUUCGGAAUACCAUGAGUCCGUGUUAAAUACAACAA